Messenger RNA from Ruditapes philippinarum (Manila clam), 4895 nucleotides. RefSeq names its product glutamate receptor ionotropic, kainate glr-3-like. The record is from RefSeq and is a predicted model, not a curated record. Gene Ontology annotation, cellular component: membrane. The transcript has 19 exons. Gene Ontology annotation, molecular function: glutamate-gated receptor activity. Bases 1962 to 4463 code for a protein of 833 amino acids. Gene Ontology annotation, biological process: monoatomic ion transport. NCBI's taxonomy places the organism in Eukaryota, Metazoa, Mollusca, Bivalvia, Venerida, Veneridae.
UAAAACAGCAUGAAACUUUGUUUUGUAAUGUUAUCACUCUUUGUAAAUCCAUAGCUCUACAAUGGCGUGUAACAGAUGUUAUCUAUUUUGCAAUACAUUUUUCUUCAGUGGCUAAAAUUUAAGUUGAUUAACGCGUUUGGUAGUUUACACGUGCAUUUAUAAGGAAUAAAAAAGUGUUUUUUUUCUGAGAUUAAUAAAUAAACCAUCUGCAAUGACAACAAAUAGUGAAGAGGAACAUGCGACUAAGGUGAAUGCUUCAAAAAGAAAAGAAUGAAGAUUAAAAAAUUACUGCUAAAGUAAUAACUCGUUACGCAAUUUGGUACCAGUACUGGUUUGUUGAAGGAGAUAUAUACAAGAUUGGCUGAAAGAUAAUAUCAUUCGAGCAACUAUAGAUACUAGUUUGACAACUCCUUGUAACAUAAGGACUCUUCCAGCAGACAGAAACUUGGAUACUACUUUAAAAUGUAAUUUAAACACUUUCUUCCGUGUUAAGUUGAGAUUUCAAGUGUUUAAUUGAAAAAAAUGUUGGUAAUAUAUCGCCUACAAUUUUUAAGUAAUUUUGUUUUGAUCAAUGCUUCCGAGGGAUCACAUUUGAUCCAGAUUAAUAUAACGUUUUAGAUGAAGAAUUAGAAUAGUGCUUACCUAAUGAAUAUAAAUGAUAUCGAUAGUGGAUGAAUAUUUCAAGUUAAAACUGAGCUUGAACCAAUUUUCGAUAUUCAGAUAAAAGAGAAAAAGACGUAGUCAGUCAAAUAUAUUGCUUAUCAAAAGUAAAGUAACAUGGCGUAAGUGUGAAAAUAAUUUUAAACCUUGUGUUAAGGAUGGUGCAAAUAGGAAACCCAGACGAACUCCAUUGCCAGAAUAUUUAUGUGGAACAUAAAGUAUUAAAUAUGCAAGUAAACACCCCCUCAAAAAGCAGCAAUAAAAGAACAAAUCCAUCAACAAUGAAGCUGUUUUUUAUCAAUGUUUUAGGAAAUGUUUUAUAACAUUAUUUACAACAAUAAUAAGAUAAUAAAAUUGAUUUAAAGGACUAAGUGCUCUAACAAAAUUGAUAUGAUAAAUUCAAGAAUGACUGGAUGUAGUUAAUGUAUACUUUAUACUUAAUAGUAAUAAGACUUAUAUGUUUGUGUCCAUUUAUCUAUUCAGUCAAUUAAAUUGGAUGGUCAUCACUGAGUUAUAAAGCUUUUGAUCUGAAUUUACAUUACUGAUGCCGUUGUUGACCGAUUAUUGAAAAAGGAAUAAAUGUCUAAAUCGAUUUUAUCGACCAACUAUUGGAGAACGUUGCAAAAGCAACGGACAUCUCCGUAGAAAUGUCAUUUAUCAUUUGUCAAAUCUUGUUCAAGUGUAUUAUAAUAUAUUGGAUUUGUAUACAUGAUAAAUCGCGUCAUUAGGAUUAGCUAUUUUAAUCAGAUAUGCCCGUUAGCAGCGCUCAUCAAUUAACUUAUCAAUUAUGUUUUAUUGAUGGUUAAGUCUCAAGGCAAUGGCUACAUGAAAUGAAAAGCAAUGGAUAAUAUUAUACCAUUUCAGUCGGUACAGAGAAGAUGAACAAAUAAACAGUAUGUUUUAUUAUAUAUGCGAGUGCUGACAAAUAAGAAAGUGCUAAGAGUUAAUACUGACAUUAAAGAUGGUUAGGUUAAUGUUCAUCUAAUGCGUAUGGAAUAAAUUGAUACUAAAUUGAGUCACUCUUUGGACAUUGUCUUUUGUUCGUUUACAUACAAGUGUUUAUCCUCACAGUCGGUACAGCGAGGAGUGACAAAUAAACAAUAUAGUUUAAUUAUAUCUGCGAGUGCUGACAAACAACAAAAAGAGUAAAGUGUUCAUACUGACAUUAAAGAUGAUGAGGUUAAUGUUAUUUCAAUGCGUAUGGAUAAAGUUGAUUCUAAAUUGAGUUACUCUUUGGACAUUAUCUUUUUGUUCAGUGUAAAUUUGAGGUUUACAUACAAGAGCUUAAUCCUUACAGGAAAAUGAUUGUUGCUUGUGGAGUUAUCAUUUUUGUGAGUGCCGCAUCGAGUUUUGCUUGCAAAUACGAAACCAUAACCAUAGGUAUUGUAGCCAAUGGCACAGGAGUAGUUGAAACCGAAAAUCUCUCAAGACAUGGCCAAAACUUUAUUAUUGUCAAGCACUUGGUAGACACAACAGAAUUAUUCAGAAUAUAUAGCGCAGUACAAAGACUGGAUGCAAAUAAAAGUGUAGAUGUGAUAGUUUUGAUAGAUUAUGAUGCAAUCCUUUUGACGAUCCCCACAUAUUUUCAAACGCGGAACAAGAUAUUGAUUAAACUUGGAGCUAGAGACGGACACAACAUGAUUUCAGAUGUGCUGUCCAAUGUACAGCACCCUACCCGUGCUUGCAAUUCUAAUGAUCGCAGAUGCUCCCACGAUUCUUUACCUUCACAAACAUAUUGCUUAACAGAUCUCAACAUAACGAAUAAAAAUAGAGACGAAUUGGUUAUCGCGAAUUCAGUACCUCCAGCAAUUCAAGCAGUUGUAAAACGCUUGCAGUGGAAAAACAUCUUUAUCUUUUACGAGAGCUCGAAAGAGAAGGAGUUAUCAUCUUUGGUCGAUGGACUAUCAAAGGAUGGUGUACUUUUUGCAAUGUACAACGUUGAUCAUGUAAAAGAUGUAUUAAGCGUUUUAAAACCAAUAUACAAAUUAAAAGGAGCAGCGAAAAAAGACAUUCAUGUUGUUAUUGUCUGUGGUGUUGCUAACACGAAACGUGUUCUGAAGGCGGCAAACAAAUUUGACUCUCUUCACAACGAGAAAACAGUGUUAAAAAUGUUCUCAAAAUGGUUGGUUGCACUAUAUGGCUACAGUCGCGCAGCAGCAAAUGAGCUUAAAAACCACGCAAAAGAUCUUGACAAUGUUGCUGUUUUAGCAUUACCCCAAAAAAGAAAAAUAUAUAUACAGAAUGUCUACGAUUGUAUAGACUCUACUACCCUCGAACUACUGAGAGAAGAAUUGGACGGUAGUAUAGAAAUUGGCUGCAAACAGAAGUUUAUCGAGAUGUUUGAAAAGAACGCAUACACCCUAAAUCCAACAAACCAAUGUCGUGGGUACUACAUUGACACAUUGUUAUGGAAAGAAAAGGGAAGACAGUUUAGUUCUGUUGGCUAUGCUGAUAUCAACGGCAAGUUAGCCCUCAAUUCUGAUGUAUUUCCAAACACACGAUUUGGUUACAACAAGAGAUCUUUUAUUGUAUCUACACUUGCGUAUUCGCCUUUCGUUGUAAAGAGGAAAGUAAACAACACGUUUAUCUACGAAGGAUUCUGCAUGGACCUUUUAAAAGAGCUAUCAAACAAACUAAACUUCACGUAUACCAUAACUGAACCUGCCGACAGGAAAUGGGGAAGUGUGAUCAACCGAGAAAAUUUAACAUUUAAUGGCUUGGUCGGGCAACUUCAACGUGAGGAAGUGGAUAUUGUCGCAUCAGCCAUUUCAGUACAAGCGGAAAGAGACCCGGCAAUGGAUUUCAGUUAUCCUUAUUACUAUGGUUACACUACAGUGCUGGUGAAAAAGCCAGAUAUAUAUGCUACUAAAUGGAGGACCUUAGUAGAUCCUUUUAAAUGGGAGGUUCUUCUCACUAUAGGGGCAUCUCUGUUGGUGGUAACAGUCUUGGUGUUUCUGCUCGAAAAAUACAAUCCGUUUUAUACUAUACCACAGCAAGCUGCCUUAAGAGAGGAAAAUGGCGGUCUACAUACAUGGCACAGUUCAUUUUGGUAUGUCUUUGGAGCAUUGCUAUGUCAAGGCGGCCUACAUUUACCAGAAUCAACAGCUGGGCGGACCUUGAUAAGCUGUUGGUGGUUGACAUGUAUUAUAAUAGUAGGGACCUAUUGUGGUAACCUUAUUGCCUUUCUAACUGUUACAAAAGAGAAACCACCCUUUAAUACACUCCAAGACAUGAUUGAGCUCAAGGGCACGUAUAAAUGGGGUACAAUCGGUGGAACGGUGUGGGAGUCGAUGUUUCCGAACUCAAGUAAUCCAACCUUCAGAAAAAUGGGGGAAGCUUUCAUAGAAUUCAACAAAUCCGAUCCGACUAUUUUACACGGAAACCCAGCCUUUCAUGUUCAGAGAGUAAAGAAGGGAAAAUAUGCAUGGAUAGGUGAUAAAACCUAUAUGGAGAUUGCAAUGGCAACCGAGUGCAGUUUGAUGACUAUCAAAGAAGAAUUCAUGCCACUAAUAUACGUGCUAGGUUUUAAGAAUAAUUCUUCCCAUGCUGCUAUAUUCUCGGAACAAAUUAUUAAAAUACACGAAGGAGGAUUGCUUCAAAUCUGGAAACGGAAAUGGUGGCCGAAAUCAAGUUUCUGUUCAGGAAAUUCAAUUACGGAAGCAAAGCCAAUCUCAUUGAUGGAUGUACAAAGUGCAUUUUAUGUGUGUUUUAUCGGAAUUUUCUUUGGAUUAUUUGCAUUUGUGGUUGAAAAGGUAGUUCACAGGUACCGGACACUUUCACCAAGAAUAAAAACGAUUCAAUAAAAUAAAAUAGGAAACAGUUCAAGCUUAAAAAAGGAUUCGAUGAAAAAAUAGAUUGGAAUCAAUAAGGUGGACAUGAUAUCUGAAGUUCCCUUAGACUUAUUUAACUUUCAUUCGGAUAAUGGAGAUCUUUUGUCGCAAGUGUGUUGUGGUUUAUUGCAUCAUAGCACAUCAUUAUACACCAAAAGUCUUAAAAUCAAUACCUUGUGCUAAUUCAAGAAGUACGACUCUGCUGUCACUUAAACAAUGCACUUCACAAAAUACAAACUGUUAUUUUACCCAUUGAAUUAACAUUCAUAUAUAAAAAAGUUUAACGUAGAUAUUUUCUUUUAUAAUCUAUAGCACAAAAGACACCAGUGACCUUAGUGUCCUUAUAGGUUAAGAAUACCCAAGGUUCUUGUAUUAUUUUAGUUUAGUUACAGCAAUACAGAUAAG